AAAGGGUGAAUGGCACUGGCUCUGCGCGGGUUCAAGGGUUCCUGAGGGAGGAGCAGGGAGCACAGUGCCUGGACCUGUCACACAACCCCACAGAGGGCUCCCACCAAGGCACGGGACUGUUCUCCCAGCUGCAGACACCAGCACAGGCCCUUGAGUCGUUCCGGGAACACGCCAAGGAAUCAGCUCAACUGGUGCCAAGGUGCAGCUGGCUCUGGGGUGGGAGAGCCAAGUAAUAGUCUCACCCUGCUCCCUGCAGAGCUGAGCCUCCCAUUACCGGCUGAGGCGCUGGAGACGCCUGACUUUCAGGAGAGAGGACCCCCACACUGCUCCCUGCAGCACAGCUCCCCUAGUAGCGCAUAGGGACCAACACUGACACCGGGAGGUCUGUCUCUGUCCCUGCCCUGCCAUGGCGCGUGAAUACUUCACCCACAAGGGGGUACUGUUCCCAUGCCUGGAUUACUCCCCCAAGGAGCUGAGCUACGUGGAGAACGAAUUCCAGGUGCGGGACGACGACAUCUUCAAUGUCACCUACCCCAAGUCAGGCACUAACUGGAUGCUGGAGAUCCUGAAACGUCACAGAGGGGACUUAGGUGGAAGUAGUGCUUGUUUUGUGCCACGGCCCCGGCACCUCUGGGCCUGGCAGUUCAGAGCUCCAGCACCUUUGGGCCUGGCAGUUCAGAGCCCCAGCACCUCUGGGCUGGCUGCAUCAGUUAUGCAUGUAAAAAAAUUGCUUGAGCCGUGGCACCACUUUAAUUAUAAAUUAAACAGUGGGUGGAGGGGCCCAAGGGGGGCAGCUCUGGGGUCACCGUGCCGCUCUCUCUCCUGCACAGUGGCCUACAGCUCCUGGUUCGACCACGUCACCGGCUGGAUGGGGCUGACGGGCAACGAGAACUUCUUCUCCAUCACCUACGAGGAGCUGCAGCAGGAUCUGCGGGGCAGCGUGCGGAGAAUCUGCCACUUCCUGGGGAAGGAGCUGAGUGAGGAGCAAGUGGCCGCGGUGGUGGAGAACGCCUCCUUCCAGAGCAUGAAGGGGAACAAAAUGUCCAACUACUCGCAGCUGAGUGACGAGUACAUGGACCACCAGAACGGGGAGUUCCUGAGGAAAGGUGAGUCCAGGCCUGGGCUCAGGGCCGGGGCCCGAUUC
Messenger RNA from Chrysemys picta bellii (western painted turtle), 1144 nucleotides. The record is from RefSeq and is a predicted model, not a curated record. NCBI's taxonomy places the organism in Eukaryota, Metazoa, Chordata, Testudines, Emydidae.